Molecule: messenger RNA, 1453 nt
Organism: Bombus impatiens (common eastern bumble bee)
Lineage: Eukaryota; Metazoa; Arthropoda; Insecta; Hymenoptera; Apidae
Exons: 4
Coding region: 924-1379 (151 amino acids)
Source: RefSeq, a predicted model, not a curated record
CCAAUUUGUGUUGCGAGUCAAUGUAUAGUUCAGCGAAUUUCAUUGAACCAUGCGAAAGCAUUUGAUGUGAAAGUGUUCGAAGAAUAUGUGAAUAUAUAAAAGAUCGAAUUUGUAACGGCGGUAAAUUUAUCGUGGACGAGAAACACUACUCGAGCUUUCAGUGGAAAUUUUUCACGUCGGUGUGAAUGGACGCGUGAAACACUGAAAUUGUUAUAAUAUCGUGAAUCCAUUUCCGCAUAUAUAAUUACGUUUCCAUAAACGUCGAAAUUAAUUUUGUGAAAUGUGUCUGCAUAUUUCUGGCAGUUGAAAAUAGAUUGAAAUCUGAGAUCACUUGGUAAUCUGUUAGGAUUAAUAGUUUUAAAGCUGCAGCGAGGGGGCCGAAUUGAUAUUUAAUUAAAUUCGUCAGUUGUGUCUUUAAUUGUGGAAUUGUAAUUCUACGUUACACCGAUGUAAUCCACGAGAGUGCUAUAUCGCGUAUUGAUCUGAAAUAUUCACUUAAACGGAACAGUGUACUUCUUCAAGCAUCGCAUACGAAAAUUCUAAUUUUCUCAAGCACGCGUAUAUUUUUAGACAACAUGGUUUUAUACGUUUGAAUGCGACAUCCAUUGCGCGGCGAAUGUUCUGUCCAUUUUCGUACAGAAUCUGAUGAUAGUUUCCAAAUACUUCUUUCAUCAUAGACAUAUGGCUGCCGUACAUACUUUGUACACAGCGAUCGAAUUCGACUGGAAAUGCUUGAAACACGAUAAACCGAGCAUCGAAAUUCUUCAGAAAUAUGCAGAGUUGGUGCAUACUAUAUUGAUAUCGCUGAUGAGUAUGAAAUUCAUACCAAAACAAAGAUUUUCAUUUCUUGUAUCAAUUUUGCGGUGUAUAAAUAUGUAUGAAUUUCAGUUGUCAUAUGUUCCACUAGCAUUGUCGCGAUUUUCAUGUAUCAGAUACUGCCUGUUCUUCAAAUGCCGGAAGAAAAUUAUACUAGAUUCUGGCAACGACCGUUUGCUUUGAAAGCAUUAGGAAAAGCUAUAAGUUAUCCUACUCUCUAUCUGAUCUCCUUGAAUGUAUUGCUGAAUGUUAUAAUCUUGACAGCUUUGGAAAUAAGUUUUAUGGUUUUGUCAGAACACAUAUGUGGAUUGUUCAAAAUUACAAGCUAUCACUUGAGGUACGCUGCCAACGAAUAUAAUAAGGAAAUUUCUGGAUGCGAAAAAAAUAGUAACGUUUACACGAAAAUAAUAUUGGCCGUGCGUGUUCACAUAAAAGCGAUGAAAUAUAUGCAGGUCAUAUGGGACCUAUUUGAAAUACAUUACGUCAUUCUAGUGUGUUUUGGUAUCAUUGGAGCAACCAUGGUGUUGGUGAGCGUGAGUAACAUUGAAUGUUUAUGUCAAUGACAUGAAUAUUAAUUUUUUCAUUGCGUGUUAAUAAUUAUUUGGUUUAUAUACAAAUAUAUAAGUGGAGUUUUUCU